UCAAUAUCCGUUUUAUACCGUUUCAACACAGUAAGUCCAAAACCCAUAAGCCCAAAAUGAAUUUUAUAUAAUUAUUCAUUUCCUCUUCCCAAGAAAAUCACCUAAAUAAACAGAUCACAUACCAUUCCCUUCUUCUUUUCAAGUCACUCUGGUUGGCUCCGCUUCGCUUAUUGUCUAUCCCCUCAAGGACAUGGCCGCUGCUGCUGCUAAUCCAGCAAGAAAGCGGUUCAUCGCGUUUCUUGGGGGCUGGUUGGAGCGUCAGCAAACCUUCCUCGAUCAGCUCCUUCGUUUGGUGGAUUUACCCAGCUCAGAGAACAAGGCCCACCAACAGAGGCAUUUGAUCGAACAAGUUCUAUGCCACUACCAACAAUACUUCUCAGAAAAGGACCUGACCGCGGAGGAGGACGUUUUCGUUCUGUUCUCUCCGCCGUGGCUGAGCUCGUUCGAGCGGACCAUGCUCUGGCUUGCUGGGUUCAAGCCCUCAUUGGUGCUGCGCAUGGUGGACAGCUCGGUGGAGGACUUGACGGAGGAGCAGGCGAGGAAGAUGGAGGCGGUGAAGGGCGAGACGCGGUGGGCGGAGAGGGAGCUGUCGGAGAAGAUGGCGAGGAUACAGGAGAGCGUGGCUGCGCCGCCGAUUCUAGCGCUGGCGAGGAGGGUGGGUAGGCUGAUGGACGGCGAGAUUUCGUCGCUGGAUUUGGCAAUGGAGACGCUGAAGACGGCGAUGCUGGGGGUUUUCGAGAGCGCCGACGGGCUUCGCGGGUCGUCGGUGAGGAAGGUGGUGGAGGUCUUGAGGCCCGAGCAGACCGUGAAGGUUUUGGCGGCAGUUGCUCAGUUUCAACUCGGAAUUAGAAGGUUGGGGUUGCAGAGAGACUCUGAGCAGCAGAGCUAACGUUGGCAUUUUGGCAUUUGGAUGGAUCAUAUCAUCAAAGCUUUAAAUAAUUUCUUUGUGUUUGGGGCCUUGAUUGAGUUUGAAAAAUGGCAAAUUGUAUUUUAGGCCGAACUGGCCUUUUUCUCUUUUCCUUUCGUUUUUUAUUUGCUUU
Prunus mume (Japanese apricot) is the source of this 1040-nucleotide messenger RNA. It is a transcript of the gene RAS1, whose product is annotated as RESPONSE TO ABA AND SALT 1. Gene Ontology annotation, molecular function: sequence-specific DNA binding. The record is from RefSeq and is a predicted model, not a curated record. Gene Ontology annotation, biological process: DNA-templated transcription. Lineage: Eukaryota; Viridiplantae; Streptophyta; Magnoliopsida; Rosales; Rosaceae.